AUGAGUGAAUGGGACAGAUUGGUGGAGAAACUUCGUCACCCAGAAAAUCCAGUUGUUUUCUUUGAUGUUGCUGCUGGUGGAGCUCCUAUAGGUAGAAUAGUAAUGGAACUUUUUGCCGAUGUUUGUCCAAAGACUGCAGAAAAUUUUAGACAGUUUUGUACUGGAGAAAUGAGAAAAGACGGCGUUCCUGUUGGUUAUAAAAAUUCUCAAUUUCACAGAGUUAUAAAGGAUUUUAUGAUACAAGGAGGCGAUUUUGUUAAUGGUGAUGGAACAGGAAUGACUUCAAUUUAUGGACCCAAAUUUGCUGACGAAAAUUUUGAUUUAAAACAUGGAGAGCCUGGGAUACUUUCUAUGGCAAAUGCUGGUCCAGACACUAACGGCUGCCAAUUUUUCAUUACUUGUAAUAAAUGCGAUUUUUUGGAUGGAAAACAUGUUGUUUUUGGUCGUGUACUUGAUGGACUUUUGACUGUUCGAAAAAUUGAAAAUGUUCCAAUUGUACAAAAUAGCAAACCAAAAUUGCCUAUUGUUAUUGAAUUGUGUGGAGAACUUUAA
Molecule: messenger RNA, 552 nt
Organism: Meloidogyne enterolobii
Lineage: Eukaryota; Metazoa; Nematoda; Chromadorea; Rhabditida; Meloidogynidae
Source: the annotation of a GenBank genome assembly